AUGUAUGGUGCCUCGGCCUUAAGCACAGACACAUGCAAAAGAUGGUUUGCUCGCUUCCGUUCCGGAGAAUUUAAUCUCCAAGAUGCACCACGCUCUGGACGGCCAAAUUCUGUUGACGACGACCAACUCCUGGCUACAGUGAAGAGUGAUCGACACUUAACGACUCGAGAGAUUGCAAAGCGCUUCGGCAUUCAUCAUACAACCGUUAUGGAUCGAUUAAAAAAGCUUGGCAUGGUGAAAAAGCUUGAUGUAUGGGUGCCGCACAAACUGAGCGAAAAGAACAUCAUGGAUCAGAGUUUAGCGUGUGAAUCUCUUCUGAAACAAAACUCUCUAGAUCCAUUUCUGAAACGGAUCAUCACUAGAGACGAGAAAUGA
This is a messenger RNA of Pseudomyrmex gracilis, 375 nucleotides long. Its product is annotated as histone-lysine N-methyltransferase SETMAR-like. Gene Ontology annotation, molecular function: nucleic acid binding. The transcript has a single exon. The record is from RefSeq and is a predicted model, not a curated record. Bases 1 to 375 code for a protein of 124 amino acids. NCBI's taxonomy places the organism in Eukaryota, Metazoa, Arthropoda, Insecta, Hymenoptera, Formicidae.